AUGUCUUCCCAGCGUCGUCGCAUCGUCUUCAAGUCAGACUCCCUGUAUACAAACACCCAAUGGAUUCGAUGGAUCGACACGCACAAGGGAUCACCAAGGCAAGAUCAUCGAAUGAAAUUGACGCUCAAGACACUUUAUUGUUUGACGGAAAAUUUCAUAUCAAGGGAGCUGCGAGUCAGCACUCCGCCCGUUACCUAUGUAAUAAUUAACAUUGGGGCUCGAUCUACAGACAACCGCCCUCGACUCAACGGGGAUAUGGUCCGCGCUACAGUUCAUAUGAAGUCUGAGUUCCAUUCUGAUGGACCAAAGCUAUCUGUGAUGUUGAAUGCUACGGAAAGUGGAGGCACGUAUUUAUCUCCCUCUGAAUACUACAACUUGAAUGGACACGUUUCUGUUAGUGAUUUCCGAGGAAACCAACAAUUCAACUACUCCCCGGACAACAUCAAACAAUAUCUGUACACCAGAAGCACUGUUACUCCGGGAGUGACGAGGAUGCUUGGAAGUGGAACCAUACGUCGCGUUCGCCUGCUACCCAACCCGUCAAACAAAGGGACCGGGCGAACAGAUUUCGAUUCCAUCGAGCUCAUCGUCGGCCAUACCACGGAUAAAUUUGUAACCCGGGAGUUUCAUGUCAGAUACGUUAUCCACACGCCAACCGUCCCCGUCGACGACGCUGUCCGCUUGGAGCCGGGAUAUCGGGUCCGAUUAGCAGGAUUCCUCGUUGGGUUCGAUACGAAACGAGCCAGAUAUUCAAUCCAGGUGACAUCAGGACUUGUAGCCCGACGCGCAUCCUAUUCCAACGGGGCAAGAAAAGACAUCGUUGUCUUAAUAGACUCUUCUACCGAGGAAGAUUUUUCUUGA
Molecule: messenger RNA, 861 nt
Organism: Puccinia triticina
Lineage: Eukaryota; Fungi; Basidiomycota; Pucciniomycetes; Pucciniales; Pucciniaceae
Exons: 4
Coding region: 1-861 (286 amino acids)
Source: RefSeq, a predicted model, not a curated record